CCGGCCGGGCAGCGGCGGCUCCCGCGAUGUGAGCUCGGCUUUCUGCCUUCCCCGGCGGGGCCUGGCUGCAGCCGAGUCCGCGCUGCCGGGGCAGGGCUCCGGCAGCCGCCGAGCAGCGUGGAAGGGCGUGUGGCUGGAGAGACAGGAGGUGACAUCUCGGGGACAGGGAACCGGCGCCGCUUCCCGUCGAGUUCGGAGCCUCUCGGGCUGCGCUUCCCCCGGCGGGGCCGUUCCCUGCCCGCCGCCCCGAACCCGCGGCUUUUCCGAGGGUUUCCCGCUGCUUUCCCGCGGCUUUUCCUCUUUCUCCUGCGGCUCCAGGGAGCGGAGGAGACGCUUUUCCAUAGCCUGGCAACAGAGUGCGUGUAGUAACCGCGGUGUGGAGCGGGGACCCCCCGCGCAGGGGACGGGGAGCGGCGCGGUGGCACCGGGGGGACGGGCUGCGGGUCCUGCCGGCCGCUCCUUCCCCGCCGGGGCAGGAAAAGCAGCAGGGAAUGGCUGGUGGGAACCAACAAUGCGCAGGAGAAGUUGGUCCUUAGGAGUCUAAUUCCUGCCUCCACGCAAUGCUGCACACUCCAGAGGAGAGAACCUGGGUACUGAUAACAAGGACACGGUCCAAGUGCCACCCCUGGGCAUCACCAGCCACAAAGGGGAUGUGUUUGCCUGGGACAGGUGCAUUCCCAGUCUCAUAGAGCAGGAGAUUCUGAGCUGUGAACGUGCCACGCCAACACCUACAAUGUGAAACCUGUGCAGAAUUCCUGUUACUGUGCAGUGAACAGCAGGGAGCAAACCAUGGACACUCAGUUGUUCUCCCCAUUUUUGGGAGCAGUCCCCAGUCCCCCCACGCCUCUGGAAUCCUCCUGGCUGUGCAGCAACCGGCCAGGAUGUGCUGAGGAUCCUGGAUCCCAAACUGCCUUUCAGGAGUGCCCAAAGAAAAGGGCACCAAUAAGUCUUUCUUACUCUGGCAGUGGCCCUGAUAUGUUUGGUUUGGUGUCAAGCAUUUUGGAGGAGCCAAACAAGCCAGAACCAGCUACAGAUUGGAAUUCUCUAUCAAGAUUGUUUCCCCCUGUGUGGACACCUGAUCUGGGCAGCAAUGGGGAGUUCCCAGGGCUUCCAGCUCAGCAUUCUGUUCCAAACAAGGAUUUUCCCAACCUGCUGGGCACCAGCUGCCUUCAGGAGCCCCUGCAGGAGCCUCCUGAUGUGGAGAUGCUGCGCAGAGGUUUGGGAGACCUUCAGCUCAUCGAGUCUUGGCUCUCUCCCCGUGCUCCCCCUGACAAUGCCCUGAGGAACACUUACCCUGAAAACUCCUCUUUGCAAAACACCACCACGGCUCCCCAGGAGGGGUUUUCCUUCCCAAAUGGGAGCUGUAACCAGCAUUUGUGCACUUACGACCACGGGAGGGUAAACAGAGACUGUGAAAAAUGUGGGUCCAAUUUUAGCCCUUUUUCCCCUCGGAACAGGACGAAGGAAAGCCCCAGCGUUCAGAAGGAGCUUUGGAAGAGCGAAAGAGCAAGAGGAAAAGCUCUGAAAAAUUAUCCCCAAGGACAAACUAAGUAUUCCCCUGAUCUUUCCAAUCAGCCUGUGGAUAACUCUUGGGAUAAGGUACCCCAGGACAGCCACCUGUUUUCUAAAAGAUACGAAAACUUCACAGCUGCUCCCAAACUGCAGUCAUCUGUCCAUCCAUCACUUCAUUUUCUCAAUCAACCCCUGAAAGAAAAUCACUUUUCUGGAGGAACAGGCAGAAAACCCCAGGAAACCCAUGUGCCUAAUGGCCAUCGUGGCUUUACUUUGGGGGAUGUUUUUAAUAAUAACAAUAAUAAUGAGUGCACGGUGAAUCUGGGCCCUAAGGAAAGCUCUCAUCAAGUAGCUGAGUAUGAUUUAUCUGUGAAAAACGUGCAGAAUGGGAGUUAUUCCUCAUACCAGGGGGGUGUGUGGCUGGAUGGGAAAAGUCUGGCAGCUGCAUCUGAUGCUCCAUAUGGAAUACAAAUGGCAACGAGCCCCCAGUCCUCAUCAGGGGUUUCCACCAUGUCUGGGGGCUCUCCCACCCACCAGCCUCUAACACAGCCCUCCUACUACUCCCAGCUCCUACCCGCCCUCCCUCCCAGGAAAGGUGGGAGGUUACAAACAUCAAAUGGAGUUUCCAAUCAUUUGGGGGUUCCUCGUUUUGUCUCGGAGAGUCAGAAGCAGGUGAGACCCGUUGGAAGAUCCCAGGAGGACGCUGGGAUCAAUAAGGACGGGCGCCGUAAAUUCCCCGUUCGUUGUUCACCCGACUGGUUCGUGCAGCAGAAAGCUGCAGGUGAAGACCCUGAGAAAUACCAGAGGUUCCCAAAAAAGCAGAGCCAGGAAAAUGGCAAUAAAGAGGACAGAAGAGGCAGAAGGAAUUGGAUCCCUCAUUUGGGAUCUGCAGCCCCAAACCACCAGCCCUUCAGCGCGUUCCCGAAAAAGCACGAGCAGAACGGUGCCAGCUUGUCAGAUUUCAUCAAUCCUUCUCUGCUUCCUCCUUUCCCAUUAAUGUCUGAUUUUAAGCAAAAUCCCAGCUUUCCUCUGUUUAAUCACCAACCGUUUUCAUCAGGAAAUAAUUUUAAUUUCCCUCCGCCGCCAUUUCCAUUCUCGGACCUUGUUGAUCUUUUUCAUUAUGAUGACUUCAACCCCUUGAGUCCCUUCAUCAGUGAUCUCUUCCCUGGGGAAAUCCCUGCCCCCUACUUUGCCUUUCCAACCCCGUUUAACAAGUUCAGACCUCCCAGGAGCCGCAGUGGCCCUGCUAACGAGCUUCACAUCCGACUGGAGGAGUGCUAUGAGCAGUGGAGAGCUCUGGAGAAAGAGAGGAAGAAGACUGAGGCUGACCUUGCCAGACACUUCCCAGGGCAGCGCAUCUGCAGCUCCAGCAGCAGCCCCGUGUCCCAGCUCCCUGCGAACCCAUCCCGCGUGGAUCGCCUGAUUGUCGACCAGUGCCGGGAACGAGCCAGGGUGCUCACGCUAAUAGGGAAAAUGGAGAGGCUUGGUGGUGCCCCUGUGCACGGGAACAUCUCCAGGGCCUUGGAGCUCCACCUGGAAGCCAUCCAGGUGACCCAGGCACGUCGGAAGGAUGAGAUGGUGAACGCUGCUAACCCCCAGAGCCACGGGGUGCCACGCUAUAACAGUGAGAAAGACGUGCUGGCCCUGGCAGCUGCCCUGCGAGCCCUGGCUGGUGCCACGCGCAGGGCUCGCACCGCGCUCUGGUGCGCGCUGCAGGCGACCCUGCCAAAAACCCCCCCAGCUGGACCCGAAAAACAACAGCCCCUUCUUCAAGGGGCACUGCAAGAGCUUUGUCCUUCAAGCACGAGCACCCAGGAGAAAAGCAGCGUGGAGCACGAAAGCAGAGGAAGUGAAAAAGCUGAGGAAGCGACGAGGGUUUUGGAAUGACCGCAGAUAACGAAAGGAAAGCCGAGGAUGGGGAGGGAAGGGCUCGGGUCCUGCCCAGCACCGUGGGAGGUGGAUUUUCAUAGGAUGUCAGGAGGCAAAAAGGGUUAAUUAAUGUGCCUGGUCAGUGGUGCAGUUCUGGUAGUGGGAUUCUGGCGUGGAGAGGCACAGCUUGUCGUGGCGGUAGCGCCGUUUGAAUGAUGCUGGUGUCUGCUGCUGAGAGUUUUAAUGUUCUGAGGAGAUAACCAGUAGCUGAGCCUUUCCUCAUGUGCUUGUCCAAAGCUCUGUAUCAGCCCUGAGUCAGGCCAGGACCUGAGAAACCAGAGUGUGGUAGGACUUAAUUCUCCUUUUUUUUGUUAGUGAGACAAUUUAGUGUAUUUAAAGGUACUCAAAAAUCGUUCAGGGUUUGUUUUAUUUUUUUUUUGCACCACGUGUAGCUCUUUCCAGAGCCAGAGUGAUCCCUGAGUGUUUGCUCCCCAUCGCUGUGCCAGGAGCAGUGCAUGCUGCUGUGGUGGUGGUUGUUUUUGGGAUGGGUUAUCACUCAGUUUGGCAGGGAAUAAUCAGUGUUCCUUGCUGGUUGUGGGAGAGGCUGCAGCAGCCGUGCUGCCAGUUCAGUUUCCAGCAAAACCAGUGUGAACUGAGCUUUUCCACAGCACAGUCCACUUGGGCUUUUUCCACUAAAAAAGUGGAUUUUGUAGCUUUGCAGUGUGAACUGCAUGGAAGUAACACGUUAGCAGGUGGUAGAAGACUCACUCAGGAUUAGAAAUUAGAUUUACUGAUUCCUCAGUGGGUUUAAAACCAGUAACAAGUAACAUAGUAUGCACUUAAUUUAAAAAAACUAUUGUUUGUUGUUAAUAUAAGUUCAUGGUACUAUAAUGUUUUUCAGACACAUUCCAUAUUUAUUUUAAUGUCUUCAUUGAAUGUUUAUUUAAAAAUCUAUUUUAGUAAUAGGAAGUUAAAUAUUUUGCCAAAUCUUCCGAAUAAUCAGAUUUAAUGAUUUACUCAGGAACUCUGUAUAUUAUUAUAUGAAUAUACACAUGCUAUAUAGAGAUUUUUUGGGAAAGGGAUGUUUGCAAAAUAUUUACACAAAGCUAUGUACUAGAUUACCAAAGCUGUUUAACUGAUUAUUUUUUGAUGUGGAAGGUUUAAUAUAUUUAAUUGCUGUUAAUUAGUCUCCAUUGUGUGGCUUAGACAAUCAGAGUGUAGCUGUUCAGGGCGAGAUUUAGAAAAGAGUAAUUAAUUCAAGGUGUGUUCUUAGGGCCUUUAGGUAUAUUUCAGUGCUUUAACAACUGUCUUACUGUUACACAGUCUCUUAAUAUGUACUAAUAAUUAAGGUUCUUGAGUAUCAGGAUAUUAAUGAACAGCUUUGGAGAGCAGUUCUUGGGUUAAAAGUGAAUGAAGUUGGGGAUAUAAGCAAAAUCUGAAGGACAAAAAUGAAGAUUUUUGUGUCUCACAGUGUUCAGUGUCAGAUUUGAAAUAUUUGUGGGUAAUUAUAGAACUGUUCCCAUAUAUAUCUGUACUUGCAAAAUUGUUCCAAAUGCAGUUGUGUAGUUCUGGAUCUGUGGAUGUUGCUAGAGCAGAUGUUGUCUCAAUAGUGCCAUCCUUAACUCCACUGAGGCGUGGAAAUUUGUAGCUAAAAUUUGCCCAGGCCUCUUUGUAACCCACUGAGUAAAGUUUAAAAGCAAGAGUAGAUAGAAAUCAGGUUCUUAGUAUAUAGCAAGAUUUUGUUUUCUUCCCUAAAGAAAGUGAAUUCCAAUUAAAAGAUUAUUUUCAGCCUUAGCCUAAAAAUCAGGUUACCAGAGUUACUUUAGUGUGUUUUCUCUGUGUGCACAUGCAGUUUAUUUGCACAAACCAGUUCAAGAAGGUUCAAUCUGCAGUUGUGAAACUGAUUGUACUCCACACCUCUAAAGUGGAGUUUGCAGUAUUUCAGUUCGUGGCUGAUUUGGGGGUUUAAUUACCCAAAUUAAAAUUAAUUUACCAUUGCUGUGCUGGCAGGAAAUCCAAAUUUGAAAGUCUGGGUCUGUUGUUUUUCUUUCUUUCUGUUUACAGAACCCUUGUGGGUCCUGCAGGGUUGUUUUGUAGUGGUGAAUAUUUAGGGUAUAAUUGGUUCUUAUUGUACUGCUCACGUGUUAGUUAAUAUUGUGAAGGAUCAUGGUCUUAAUUAGUUCAUAGUUAAUGUGCCUUUAACAGUCUCAUUUUUCCAGAGUGGUAAAAAGCUGUGUGGUCACUUCUGGUUCCAAUUUCAGUUUAAAAAUGCAUUUUAAAGGGUUAUGUUUUAAAAAUUUAUUUUAAAGUGGCUGCAUUUGACUGCAAUCAGCACAGGCUGUUAAUUGUGUUAAUUGCACACACAAGAUCAUUCAGUUUGGGGCUCUUUAAGGAGCACUGUGGCUCUGGAAUGUCCCCCUGAAUCAUGUGCCCGGGUCAGAUGCUCCUUGUCAUGCCCUACAAAUGCUUGUGUUUCGCUUUGCCUCGCUCUGUUUUCUUCACCAAAACUCCAGGUCUUCGAUCAAAAAUGCUUUUUUUUAAGUGCCCUUUUCUUUAAAUGAGUUGGUUAUGGACAGCAUCAGGCCUAGGAUGGCUUUUGUCUUCAAUUCUCAUCUCAGACUGCUCCACUUCCGUUGUUUUAUUACAAAUCCUGUUGCAUUUUAGGGAAUAAAACCCACUUUAUUUUGUAAAAUAAUGCCUGGAGUUGCAGCAGUUCUGUCAGUCAGAACAUUAUUAUUGCUGCCUCGUAUCCAAUUUGGCAACAAGGUACAAAUUCUGCAAGUCUUGCACUGACUUUUUGGUGUGAAUAAGUACAAGCAUAAUGCUUGUGGCUUUAGGGACUAAUUGUAUUGAUGUUUUACUGACUUCAGGGGAAGCUGAAUUGAGGUUUUGGGUCACACUUAAGCCAAAGAGGUGGCUUUGGUUUGGAGUCAAAUUUGAGUUUUGAAGGAAAAAAAGAAAAUCCCCCUUUCCCUCCCCAUUUUGAGAAGCAAUCAGGUAAAAUUUAGUUUAUUCCCUUCUUUUCUGCUUCUACUCCCCACCCCCCCCCCCACUCAGCUUUCUUUAGAUUUAAUUGUUUAGGGUUUUGCCCUGUUUUGAUUUAUACUUUUAAAAUUUUUGGGGAGAGAUGAAGAGGGUGGCAGAGUUGUGGCCAGCCCUGGUGGCAGGGGUGCUGGAUUGCUCCAGUUUAAAUAAAUGGGAUUCUCAGGUGUCCCUUUGUAAGUCAGGAUUAUUAUCAGGGUGCUUUUUGAUAGUUGGUAGUGAAUCUUUAAUGCUUUAAAAUCCCAAACUGAUAGUCCAGUACAACAUAGACUUAAGAAUUAUAACUAUUUCUGUAUUCUGUAUGAAUAACUGGAGUUUUAGGGUGAUUCAACCUUACUAAUUCCCAGAAGGGAGGCUGGCAGCAGGGGAAGAACUCUUUAUUUUUUUUCUGGUUAUAGGUUUUGUAUCUCUGUUUUUCUGUAUCCACGAGGUCCCUUUGGCAGUUAAGUUGCUCUGAUGCUAUUUAUAUAAUCUAAAACUCAUCAAUUGGUAUUAAUUUGUUAUUUUCAUUAGAGCAGCAUGCAGGGAGGUUAUUUAAGUUGGUGAUGCUUGUCUUGCUGUGGCCUUUUCAGGAGUGGGUGAGAUGUAGUUCCCAAACUGCUGCUCUUGGAUUUUAUUCUUUCCAAACUGAGUAUUUUUCUUUGCUGCUGGUAUUUACCACCACUACCAAUGUUUUUGUCUGUACCUGGGUGUGUGAAAUUUGGAAAUGCUGCUCUAGUCCACAGUCAGUCUCUUAUGGUUAUUCCUGGCACCUUUUCCCUUGGAAGGAAGUGAAGGGUUCACAGUGGGGGUUAUGUGAGUGAGAGGCUUUGUCGAGGUAUUUCCCUUUGCAGAGAAGUGUGGGGAUACCCCAGGUUUUUAUGGGAAGCUCCCUGGCUUUCCUGUGCACUUUUCCAGAAGUGGCCACGAGCACAACUUCCUCUGGUUGUGUUUGAUCUGCAACCCUUUGUUUGGGGAUGUAAAGGAGGAAGAGGGAGCUUCAAGAAGGAAGGAGCUGCAGGGAGCCCUAAUUCCAGUGGAGAUCACUCUUCUUUUGGCUUCCAUGGUCAGGAGGGCUUGAGGGACCAGGAGUCUUUGCUUGAGUCAAGAUUCUUUUCCCCAUGUGCUGCUGGUGGAUGCUGAGAGGGUGCAGCUGCUGAGAUUUGGGGCAGAGUUGGCUUCUUCCUGCCCUGCUCUGGUGGCCAACCUUGCUCCCAGGUGUGUUUUAAUCAGGUUGUGUCCCAGCUUGAGGGACCAGGAGAGGGCUUGGGGACAGCUGGCCCAAGCCAGAGGGAUGUGGUUCUCCCUUUGGGAUCAGGAUCACCUCAUCUCCUGGCUGCUGGCUGGGAAGGGGCUAAGGUGGGAUUUAAACUCAGCUUGUCUAGAGUUAAGAAAUGACAAAGAGCAAGGAGGACUGAACACAAAAUGGGUUUGGUUGUGGUUCAAAUGUGUUCUUCCUUCAGUGGCAGAAUCCAGCUUGGCUCUGUGGGAUAUUCACUAAACCACCAUUGAACCAUGGCUCUGAUUCUGCAGGAAGUUGGAUUUUUGUUUUGUUUAAAUACUGUAAAAAAUAUGCAACAAACAGACCUUAAGCCUAUAUGUAUUUUUUUUUUAAUUCUGUUUUUACCUGCUCUGGAAGCUGGGUAUUAGAAUUUCUUUUUUUUUUUUUUUUUUUUUUUUUUUUUUUUUGGGCCCAUUCUCUGUUUGGGAGCUGCAGUUUUGACAAAUGCUGCAUGGUGGCACAACCCAAAGCAGUGAGGUUUGGGGAUUUUGUUCUUUGUAUCUUUAUUUCUGUGGCAGACUCUGUGACCUUAGCUGCAAAACUCAAUGUUAAAUUCCUUAUGAGCAGAGUCUGCUGCAGAUUUAUUUAUUUUUCCUGUUGGAGAUGUAGAAGUGGAAGAACUUUGGGUGAUUAUUUAGUGUUUGUAGAUUUGAGCACGAGCAGCGAACACAUCAGUCAAUAGGAGGGCAGUUGACUUUGGGAUAUGUAUUUUAAUUAUUAUUUUUGAAUAAUUGGGCUGCUGAAGAGCUGAGUGUGAUCCUGCUUUGUUGAAGCCACAGCUCUUAAGAGAUUUCUGUCUUGAUCUGGCUUUGCUGCUUUACCUUGAGUUCAGGAGCUCUUUAAACACAAGCUCAGUGGCUCACCUUGAACAUUUGUUACAAGGAACUCCAGAGGGAUGAGUUCCCAGCCUCUUUUAUCAGGAUUCUUGGAAUUAGCCAGGAUAAUUUUGCUUUCUCUCAAAGCUGAGGAAUGUACCUGCUGCAGGAACUGGGGCUGAACUGAUGGGUUCCUGGGAAUUUUGCACCUUGUUUUUCUCCUGUUCUGCUUCGAAGGAAAUAGAGCCUUAAACCAUGCUGAGACCUUGAUUUAUUCCAGUUUAUCCAUGUCAGUCACCAGCACUUUUUUUUCCCUUUUUCUUGGUUUGUAGCACUUGAGAUGUCUGAUUUUUAUCAAUUAUUUUUUUGGUGAAUAACUGCUUUGUAAUUUUCUAAAAUAAAAUAAUAACUUUGCUGAUCAAAUUUAUCAGUUACAUAGAGUGGAAGGUCCUUAUUUUUCUUCAUUAGCAAUACUGCAAUCAAAGGUGCAGAAUAAUGUGUUUAAUGUACGUGUUUGUGCUGUUAGAGAUUGAAAAUACAUUGGGCUAGGAGCAACUUUUAAACAAAUGGAGGAACUGGAGCUAAAAAUCCUCUUUGCUUGUUGCCAAAUGAGCUUUAAAAAAGAAUAUGUUUGCAUAUAAUAUAUUAAAAAAAAAGCUGGUUAGAGAGAGAAUAAAUCAGAGUAAAAAUCAUUGCCAGACAAAGAUUGCUUUAUGUUUUUUACUGAGUAAAACACAACUUGUUUAUGCACAGUAGUGACUUAAUGAGCAUAGUUUUUUCACAGAAUUAGUCUAUUUCCAAUAUAUAGAUGGGAAAAAUAAGUUUCCUUUUAUUUUUUAUGACAGAUACACAAAGAUGAAGAGUGUCUAUAUUUUAAUAUUACUGUCUGGUGUCUGAAGUGUAGCAUUGACAUGUGUGUUGGUCAAACUCACUUCCUUAAAACAUCCCAUUUUACAUUGCUAGGGAAAUAUUACUGAGGGCCCAACAGAAAUAUGUGAAAUUAUAACUUCGCUUAAAAAAAGUAAAUUGUUGAUUAUGCAAGAUUUUAAUCACUAAUCAAUUUAGGCUUAUUUAAGUAUUUCUGUAAAACAGCUGUGGGUGUUUGAACGCUGCAAAAAUCUGACUUCUACCUCUUGUGUAACAUCCUUAAAAUUCCCCUUCACAGAUGUACUCUGAUGCCACAGGGUGUUGGUGCACCUUAACUUGGGAAUUUAAUCUGCUUUUCCUUUUAUUUUUUUUAUGUGGAACACCAGGAUGCCUUGUUAUGUCCACCUGUGUUGAUCUGAUCAGGUUUGUGUUACAUGUGUGAGAGUCUCAGAAACAGGAGAAUUCUGUAACAAAUUAUGGCCAGUGUGAUUUUUCUGGUAUUAUUUUUUUUAUCUACGUGGUUUGAUUCCUUUUAUUUAAAUAAUCACCUGUGUUGUAUGGAUGUCCCUAAUAAAUAGUGACAGCUUGUUUAGAUCAACUCACACUGUUUCUCAGCUGCUGAAUUUGUUUGGUAAUUCUGCCUCGAAAAGACCUGUUAUGUGUUCAUGACAAAUUAAAAUCCUUUGUGUUUUUUGUGA
Messenger RNA from Corvus hawaiiensis (hawaiian crow), 10064 nucleotides. RefSeq lists its product as uncharacterized. NCBI's taxonomy places the organism in Eukaryota, Metazoa, Chordata, Aves, Passeriformes, Corvidae. Gene Ontology annotation, cellular component: nucleus; cytoplasm. Gene Ontology annotation, biological process: male meiosis I; meiotic cell cycle; female meiosis I. Bases 790 to 3399 code for a protein of 869 amino acids. The transcript has 9 exons. The record is from RefSeq and is a predicted model, not a curated record.